This is a messenger RNA of Aspergillus versicolor CBS 583.65, 1830 nucleotides long. Its product is annotated as succinate--CoA ligase (GDP-forming) subunit beta. Gene Ontology annotation, cellular component: succinate-CoA ligase complex; mitochondrion. The transcript is spliced from 7 exons. Gene Ontology annotation, molecular function: ATP binding; metal ion binding; succinate-CoA ligase (ADP-forming) activity. Gene Ontology annotation, biological process: tricarboxylic acid cycle; succinyl-CoA metabolic process. The record is from RefSeq and is a predicted model, not a curated record. NCBI's taxonomy places the organism in Eukaryota, Fungi, Ascomycota, Eurotiomycetes, Eurotiales, Aspergillaceae. The coding region runs from base 216 to 1484 and encodes 422 amino acids.
UCAAUCACACCUUCGCAUCCUAUAAACCUCUCCUCUCUUUUUUUUUGCCUUUUCCCCCCUCUCCUUCCACCAUGUUCAAGCUUGCCCGCGGCCGACCAGUUGCUGCGGCUCUCAGAGCUGCGACGGUAGGAUCCCUGGAUGGCGCCCCGAUCAUUCCUUGCCUCCUAUUUAAGAACACGAUCUAAUUGACGUGCAAUCGAUUUCAGGGUUCGCCUAUGCAAUCCCGCUUGGCUCAGCAACAAAGAAACCUUUCCAUCCACGAAUACCUUUCCGCCAACUUACUCAAAUCAUAUGGUGUGGGUGUGCCAAAGGGUGAAGUUGCUCGCUCUGGUGAUGAGGCCGAGAAGGUUGCCAAAUCGCUCGGCAAUGAUGAUAUGGUCAUCAAGGCCCAAGUCCUUGCUGGCGGUCGUGGAAAGGGUCACUUUGACAACGGUCUCAAGGGUGGUGUUCGCGUGAUUUACUCUCCUACUGAAGCCAGAAUGUUUGCUGGCCAGAUGAUCGGACAGAAACUCAUUACCAAACAAACUGGUGCCGCCGGUCGCCUUUGCAACUCUGUUUUCAUUGUCGAGCGCAAGUUUGCUCGUCGUGAAUUCUACCUUGCUGUCCUCAUGGACCGCCAGUCCCAGGCACCCGUCAUUGUCGCCUCCUCUCAAGGUGGCAUGGAUAUUGAAGCCGUUGCUAAGGAGAACCCCGAAGCGAUCAUCACGACUCCUAUCGAUAUCAACGUUGGCGUGACGGAUGCCAUCGCAACCAAGAUUGCAAACGAGCUUGGCUUCUCCGAACAAUGUGUCGAUGAUGCUCGGAAGACAAUUCAGAACCUCUACAAGGCUUUUAUGGAGACCGAUGCCACUCAAAUCGAAAUUAACCCGCUGUCCGAAACUUCCGAUCAUCAGGUUUUGGCCAUGGACGCCAAAUUGGGUUUCGAUGACAACGCCGAGUUUCGCCAGAAGGAAAUCUUCUCGUGGAGAGACACCACGCAGGAGGACGCCGACGAGGUCAAGGCUGCAGAGCACGGUCUAAACUUCAUUAAGCUUGAUGGAGAUAUUGGAUGCCUGGUCAACGGUGCUGGUCUCGCUAUGGCUACCAUGGAUAUUAUCAAGCUGAACGGCGGCAGCCCCGCCAACUUCCUUGACGUUGGUGGUGGUGCCACCCCGGCUGCCAUCAAGUCUGCUUUCGAGCUCAUCACCAGCGAUCCCAAGGUGUCGGCUAUCUUUGUCAACAUCUUCGGCGGUAUUGUCCGCUGCGAUGCCAUUGCCCAGGGCUUGAUCAAUGUUGUGCAGGAAAUGGGCCUGCGCACUCCUAUCGUUGCCCGGUUGCAAGGCACCAACAUGGAGCAAGCUCACAAGCUGAUCAACGAAUCCGGCCUCAAGAUCUUCUCCAUCGAGGACCUUCAGAACGCUGCAGAGAAAUCCGUUCAGUUCUCUAAGGUUGUUAAGAUGGCCCGCGAAAUCGAUGUGGGCGUUGAAUUCACUCUCGGUAUCUAAGCUCCGUUGGAAUCCCUUUUUAACCCUCCAAUGCCUCCUUCGUUUCUUUUUCUCUCUGGUGAACCGGGUGUUACGCAGAAAUUGAUUGGAAAGGGAUGAGCUGAGGCAGGACGGUAUGUUGUAUUUGCCUAGACGUGACGCUAACGGAGUCCUGCUGCCCAUAGAUUAAUGGGACCAGUUACACCGGAACAGUGGGCAGAGGGAAUCCAUGGAGAGUUGAGCUUGUUUGAGCCAAGGAUAAGGGGAAUCUUUAAUAGAGAGCAUUGAGAUUUUGUAUAUCGUUCUUUUCCUUGGUUACCAUUUCCUAUUGUCAAUGUAUUCCAUAUUCUUUUCUCCGUCAUAAAUU